Molecule: messenger RNA, 2392 nt
Organism: Cynoglossus semilaevis (tongue sole)
Lineage: Eukaryota; Metazoa; Chordata; Actinopteri; Pleuronectiformes; Cynoglossidae
Gene: crtam
Product: cytotoxic and regulatory T cell molecule
Exons: 10
Coding region: 766-2133 (455 amino acids)
Biological process (GO): positive regulation of natural killer cell mediated cytotoxicity directed against tumor cell target; cell recognition; detection of tumor cell
Cellular component (GO): plasma membrane
Molecular function (GO): signaling receptor binding
Source: RefSeq, a predicted model, not a curated record
AAUAGUGUUGGUUAUGAUCCAGGCCGAGAGCAUAAGAUAUACUUACCCAUGACAAAGUUAAAUGGUGCUGUUAACUUGCUCACUGUGAAAUAAAUUGUAUUCUUACCUUAGCUAAUAAUAAAUAAAUAAAGUACAAUACAUAUUACAGAAAUCGUUUGAUCUUUCUUAGGGUUUGUGUACAUAUACACAAGUUAUGGUCAAGACAUAGCCUAAUGAUAGGAAACAGGAAUAAUCAGUUUUUUAAUGUCAGUGUAAUUAUUAUAAAUUCGUUUUAUAUACACAAAGUUUUACAACUGUAUGUUUCAGACUUUUUAAACUUUGCUUUUGUAAAACAUUGUAUGUAGACCUGCCCUCAGGAAACCACAGAACACAGUACAAAAACAUAUCAUUUCCUAGUAAUGAUGCUUACAUUAUAUUUGUACUAUUUAGAAAAACACUAAAUAAUACAUCACAGUAAACUAGUGGUCAUUACAUUUAAAUCAUACAUUAAAAAACAAUGUAUUAAUUAUCCAAGAUUUUAUUUUCUUGUAUUAAUGUGAUGGGGAAUGUGAGCUGAACAAAAUCUCUUUUCAAAGAUAAUCUAAUAUGGUAUUUCUUGAACUUUUAACCUUUUAUUUUUGCUGUUUGGGUAAACCCUGUGAAUUUCAAUUAGAACUGUCGUAUGGAAACCACGAGCCUGUGAUGUCAUGGAAGGUCCCUCAGCGGAGUAUAAAACAAUCAAAAGAUGAGGAAACGCAACAGUGUGACCGUUACUAAGUCAGUGAGAUGGAAGUGAAGCUGCUGCUCAUCGCCUUUUUGCUGCUCGUGCAGGAUUCACUUGCUGUUUGGCGGAAUGUGACUGUGAUAAAAGGCCAAACACUCCAUCUGCACUGCCCUAUAAAAAACGCGCACAAGACCACAGUGGAGUGGAGAAACCCCCAAAACAACAUUAUGUUCUUCAAUAAAAAUAGAGUUUUGAGAAACAAAAAAUACAGGAUUGAUAGACUGUCCAUGUCUGAAUUUACCGUCAGUGUGUCCAAUGUCACCAUCAGUGAUGGAGGCAUCUACACGUGUUCUCACUAUGGCCACCAAACAAUUGAGAAGCAAGUGAAGGUGACUGUGUUGAGUCUUCCUGUAAUAUCAUUUACACAGCAUGAUGGGAGAAUGGCCAUAAAAUGUGUGGCUGAGGGAAACUACCAUGCUCCAGAGAUUUCCUGGAAAUUGGACAAAGGGCCUGAAAUCUUCCCUCAAGCUCAAGUCCAUACAGAAGACAAUAAAUAUGUAUCUGUGGAUGUGUUACAAAUUCACUCAGUGGACACAACAGUGACUGUAAAAUGCCUUGUUCGCCAUCCAGCUUUACAUUUACCAGCCCUGAUGAACUUUAUAAAAGUUGAAAGAAAUGGAGCUAAGUUCCAUGCCACAACUACAAUUAGCCUGCCCAAAACUGAGCUUUUGGAAUCAACAGAAGCUUUGACAAAGAUGCCCACCAGGUCUGGGCAUGGCAAAACAACAACAGUUUCCCUCACAACCAGUGAUGUGAAUAAGUCUCCAUCAGUGAGCCAUAAUAAGACAUCAGCUGUUUCCUCCAAUCACACUUUUUCCUCCAGUGAGCCACAAACGAUCACAGUGCCCACAGUGUUUCCAGACAACACUAUCACAGCCACAGAUUCACAUUUCAGUCCCACUGGUUGGACAUCUAUAGAUCAGACGACAGAGAAUUCAGUCUUUAACAACACAGAGAGAAAUAAUACAGUGAACCAGAAUGAACUAGAUAUGCGAAGAGGACGUAACGGAAGUUCAUCGUUGUUGGUUUUCCUGGUGACAUGCCUGAUUUUCUGCCUUCUGGUGGUGGUCGUGUUUUUUGCAGUCAAGUUGAGAAGAGCACACAUAAUCUGGAGAAAAGUUUUUAUUAUUACAGAGAAUGAAGACUCUGAUCCAUCAGAGGACAGCAGUAAAUCAAAAUCAAGCCAGGAGGAGAAAAACAACAAAGAACAGAAAAGAAGGGGACACUUAAACACUGCAUUCACGCAGUACGUCACUGAGGGACCAACGGUGGCAACAGUGACAAACACAGGUGCCACAACAGGAUCAGCCUGUGUCAACAUGGAGCAGAUGUCUCAACCUCAAACUUCAAUAAAGGAGACAGAGCUAUGAGAUCUUUAUGUUGAGAGAAAAUAGUCUUAAAAGAUUUCACCCAGCUUCACUUAACUCAACUUGUGUCUCUGCUUUUUGUGUGUUAUUCAGAGACUGAAAGUGAAUGUAUUACAUUAUUGGUUAUAAUUGGUUAUAUUAUGGUAAUAAUUCUUAGUAAAUGUUUACUAGAAAUGUUCAUAAACAGGCAUUGUGUAUAUUGUAUAAAUGUUGUACAUAGUUUUUACUUGAGAAAAUAAAUUUUAUUUUUUCUUGAAAAUUC